AUGAAGAACCUUGUUCUGGAAGCGUACAGUGGGAGAACUGAUCCAAAGGACCAUUUGCUUUACUUCAAUAUGAAGAUGGUGAUAAGCGCAGCUUCCGAUGCAGUGAAGUGCAGGAUGUUCCCAUCCACGUUCAAAGGCACAGCGAUGACUUGGUUCACGACUUUUCCUCGGGGAUCCAUAGCGAAAUUCCGAGAUUUCUCGUCAAAGUUCCUCGUCCAAUUCUCCGCAAGCAAGAUCAAGCAUGUUACAAUCGACGAUCUGUACAAUGUUCGUCAGUUGGAACAAGAGACCUUGAAGCAAUAUGUGAAGCGGUAUAGUGCUGCAUCUGUGAAGAUCGAGGAGUUGGAGCCACACGCCUGCGCCCGUGCUUUCAAAAAUGGAUUAUUGCCGGGAAAGCUGAACAACAAGUUGAGUAGGAAACCAGCUCGUUCGAUGACGGAAGUUCGCGCCUGGGCGAACACCUACAUCCUGGAUGAGGAGGAUGACGCGUUUAAGAGGAAGCGUGCGAAGGCAGAAAAGGUUGGCGGGCAAAGGGACGUGUCAACUGCGAGAAAACAUGGAAAAAGGGAGAGAGUCGUACCUGGAAGGACAAGAGGGUCACGCAAACGGAGAAAUUUCCCGAGGCGCAACUUUAUUCGAAGAAUGAAAACCUCGAACGUAGUCGCCCAUGGCGGCCCGCCGGCGUGA
This is a messenger RNA of Lotus japonicus, 687 nucleotides long. RefSeq lists its product as uncharacterized. The transcript has a single exon. The record is from RefSeq and is a predicted model, not a curated record. NCBI's taxonomy places the organism in Eukaryota, Viridiplantae, Streptophyta, Magnoliopsida, Fabales, Fabaceae. Bases 1 to 687 code for a protein of 228 amino acids.